AGAUACUAAGGCAGUCAGAGAGGAACCGCCGACUGAUCACAUCCAGCCACCCAGAGCACCGUACACACUCACAAAAAGAAAGAGAGAGACGAGACGCGCGCCAGCCGAAGACAUCACCGCACAGUCCAUGGCUGCUACACUACUAGGGGAGGAACCUCGCCUGGGCAGCACUCCGCUGGCCAUGUUGGCCGCCACCUGCAGCAGAAUCGGUGAGCCCGGCCCGUCCUGUUCCCCUGCCCUUUCCGACGGAGCUCCAGGACUCAUCAAGGGGUUUCACCCGUGGAGAAGGGGCGCGCAGGGCACCAGCAGCUUGGGUACCUGCUUCACAUCGCUCGGAGUGUCAUCCGGGGCCUCCCGGAGUUGCGGGACGGGACUGGCGGAGGCCUCGAGCGCUUUUUCGAUGACAGCUGCCAACUCUCCCAUGGGAAAUGAUUUUUCAGUGUACCAAACCGCCGUGCCGUCGGACGAUUCCGGACACACACAGCGGCCCGUGUUUCUGACCAAAUACCCCUCGUCAGUGGAAAGCAUUGCGGGGAUUUAUCCGAGGAUGCAUGCUCACCCCUAUGAUUCGUGGUUCAAGCCGGUGGGAGAAGUUAGUAACGGGUCUCCUGCUUGGUGGGACAUGGGGAGCUGGGUGGAUGCACAGAGCCCAGCCGGGUUACCUUCCCCUCUGAGCAGCUACAACAAUGACUACAGCUCCGCUUUCAACCACGGCGGCUCUCAGCACCUGCUCCCCGCCUCGCAGCACCUGUUUGACGGCUUCAGACCGCAUGUCCCGACACAUUACGCCGAGACUACGGCGACGGCGGCACCUGCACCGACGGGAACCCCUGCCAUUUCAUUGCCCGCAUCUUCCCGCUCCUCCUCACGACGUUACUCGGGUAGAGCCACGUGCGACUGUCCGAACUGCCAGGAGGCAGAGAGCCUCGGUCAGGGGGGCACGAGUCCCAGGCGGAGGGGCUUGCACAGCUGCCACAUCCCUGGCUGUGGCAAAGUUUACGGCAAAACCUCUCAUCUGAAGGCCCACCUGCGCUGGCACACCGGGGAGCGGCCGUUUGUCUGCAACUGGCUCUUCUGCGGGAAGCGCUUCACGCGCUCCGACGAGCUCCAGCGGCACCUGCGCACGCACACCGGGGAGAAGCGAUUCGAGUGCUCGGUUUGCCGCAAGCGAUUCAUGCGCUCCGACCACCUCAGCAAGCACGUGAGAACGCACAGCGCGGAGGAAGGCGCGGAGCCGGGGCUCGGUAAGGGGAGCAGCGACACGGACAAUAGCGUCCCCGGGAGCCCGAGCCAGUCCCCCGGACUGAGCCGCGAGGGACAGAGAGCGGUGGAUUAGUUUACAGAGCAACACGUGAGCAUUCGAUCACACUGUACCAGCAUGACUUUUCUUGGACACUUAAAAACUGAAAUUGCACUUUAUGGUUAACUUCAGUUGUGGAUGAACACUGUCUGCUUACCUCAUCUGUUAUUUGUAGCCCUCUUUUAAAUAUUUGUACUCAACCGUUUAUCAACACUUGUUGACGGCAUAUCAAAUGCGUCUAAUUUAUUUACAAAAAAAUAUUAUUUUUUAAUUGAUAGCCUUACACAAUUAUUCUGGGGCCUCCCUCAAAACCAUCACAUAAAUGGAUAUAUUUAAGGCUAUGUUGUUAUGUUAUCUUCGAGCAUACUUUGUUAAACUACGUUUUUAAAUAUAAUUUAUCUGUACUUGUAAGCCGUGAUUAUCACUGGUAUCAAUAAAACAGGACCAUUUUGGAUUUGUCAUCUCUG
Messenger RNA from Mugil cephalus (flathead mullet), 1767 nucleotides. RefSeq names its product sp8 transcription factor a (gene sp8a). The transcript is spliced from 2 exons. Gene Ontology annotation, molecular function: DNA-binding transcription factor activity, RNA polymerase II-specific; RNA polymerase II cis-regulatory region sequence-specific DNA binding. The coding region runs from base 128 to 1336 and encodes 402 amino acids. The record is from RefSeq and is a predicted model, not a curated record. Gene Ontology annotation, biological process: regulation of transcription by RNA polymerase II. NCBI's taxonomy places the organism in Eukaryota, Metazoa, Chordata, Actinopteri, Mugiliformes, Mugilidae.